Trichomonas vaginalis G3 is the source of this 2502-nucleotide messenger RNA. RefSeq names its product metalloaminopeptidase protein. Gene Ontology annotation, molecular function: metalloaminopeptidase activity; peptide binding; zinc ion binding. Gene Ontology annotation, cellular component: cytoplasm. The record is from RefSeq and is a predicted model, not a curated record. Bases 1 to 2502 code for a protein of 833 amino acids. The transcript has a single exon. NCBI's taxonomy places the organism in Eukaryota, Parabasalia, Trichomonadida, Trichomonadidae. Gene Ontology annotation, biological process: peptide catabolic process; proteolysis.
AUGGAGAUGACUCAAAAUCAUUCUGAUCCGCUGAGUAAGCGAGCAAUCAGAAAAGUAUUGAAAACAGUAUCUUUUUGUGUUAUUUUAUGCUGCUUCAUUGCAAUCACAGUCGUAACACUAAUGAAAAUAACAAAAGAGCAAAUUAGAGACUUUACAACCUUUCAUGGUAGAUUAAUACCUAAGAAAUAUGAAUUAAAACUUAUUCCUGAUAUUCAAAAUCUCAAAUUCUCAGCCGAAAUCAACAUUAUUUUUCCGAAAACUUCAAUCAAUACAAAACUUCAACUAAAUAUGGCGAAUACCAUUAAAAUCAGUGGGUUAGAUGAAUCAUCCUACACUUAUAAUGAAACAACAGAAACUCUAAUUUUUGAUAUUCCACAAAAUACAGAUCACAUAGCAUUUAAUUACACAGGCACAAUCUACAAUGAUUUAUAUGGUCUUUAUCUAACAAAUGACACAUCUUCUGGCACUCUCGGACUCGCAACACAGUUCGAACCAGAAUAUUCACGAAGAAUGAUGCCUUGUAUCGAUGAGCCCUUUGCCAGAUCGGUCUACAAGCUUAGUAUUGUCGUUCCCAAAGGAUAUUUAGCACUUGCUAAUACAAAACCAGUCAAAAUUGUCGAAAAUGAAAAAACAUCUUUUUACGAAUUCGAAGACACGCCAUACAUGCCAAGCUAUCUUAUAUGUAUAUGCGUUGGUAAGUGGGAAAAGCUGGUCGGAACGACGAACAAAGGCGUAGAAGUCUCAAUUUACACAUUACCUUCACAAAAAGAGAAACCAAACUUUGCUUUGAAGAUGGCGAAAGAAUCUUUGGAGUUCUUCGAGUCUUACACGAAUAUUGACUACCCGCUACAAGCUCUGCAAUUGGUUGCAAUCUCAGAUUUCGCAGCUGGUGCCAUGGAAAAUUACGGGCUUGUCACUUUUCGUGAUUAUCUUCUUUCUGGGAAAGAAGAUGAUAAAGCGAUGAUGAGUCGUGCUGCCGAAGUCAUUGCGCAUGAGAAUGCUCACCAGUGGACAGGAAACCUAGUUUCACCUCGUUCUUGGGCGAGUACGUGGUUGAAUGAAGGAUUUGCAAGUAUUUUACCACAUCUUGCCUUGGAAUCCACUGGAUACUUCCCAUGGAGUGAGUUAUAUUAUGAUACAGAAUACAGAGCGUUAAGUUUCGACUUAAGUACUUAUACUCACGCAGUUGAGGACGAUUUCGAAGAUCCUGAGAUGAUGUUUGAUGAUAUAAGUUAUGAGAAAGGUGCUAGCGUAUUAAAUAUGCUCAGAUUAUUACUCGGAGAUGAGAUAUUCAGAAAAUGUCUUUCAGUUUACUUGAAUACCUUCAGAUAUUCAGCCACAGUUACUGAAGAUCUCGUUUACUCCUUCUCUCAGACCUCAGGUGUCGAUUUAAAGCCUUUCUUCAACGCAUGGGUCAGAACUAAGGGUUCUCCAGUACUUUUUGUAUCUAAAACCGAUACAGGAAUGUCAAUUAAACAAUACAGAGCUACAUACGACGGCAAAUUCGAAGUAGCAACGAAUCCUUGGCCAUUCAAAUUAUUUAUCUCAGAAAAAGAUUACAUACAAGUCACGAAAGUCGAAGAAACUCAUCACCAGUUCGAAUACUUGAACUACGGAAGGAAAACUCUUGUUGUUGUCAAAUAUGAUGAUGAAAUAUUGGAAGAAAUCACCGAAAACUGGAAUAACAUUGACAACGACUUCAAGUGGGUUAUUCUUCAAGACUUGGAGAGACUUAUUAUGUUGAAUUUGACCAAGAAAGAGAAAUUAUAUAAUAUUUUGAUGAAAUGUCAGAAUGAAACUGAUAUUUUAGUCAAAUCUACUGUCAACGAUGCAGCAAUGUUCAUUCUGAACCUCUAUAACUACGACAGUUCUAUGGCAAGUGACUUUUCGGAGAUGAUUUAUCCUUGGGCGGACAAACUCUUCCAGAAAGGCAAAGAUAUGAGUGUUUACGAGACAGACACACUCAAGAGAUUGGUCUACUUCGGUGGACAUAUCUGUAGAUCAGAAAAAUUCAAAGAUUUGAAGAAAUAUAAUUUAUUAACUGAUGAUUUCACGAUUCUGAUGUUCGAUGCAUGGAAUCAAACAACCUUUGAUGAAUUGUUUGACAGAUUAGACACCACAGAUGCAACAACUCUCUUGGCAAUUCAGAAAUCUCUUGCAUCAACAAAUAAUCAGACAAAUUGUCAGAGAAUUUUCGCAGAAUUUGGUCUAAAGAUCAAAUGGCAGAAUAUAAACACAGUUCUAAAUGUAAUGAUCGUUAACAAGAACUUGAGAAACUCUGCAAUUGAUUAUUUCUUAAACAACAGCAAGAAAGUCGCUGACGUGUUGGGAGUUGGAUUCCAAUCUGAGAGUUAUAUAAAGAUUUGCUUCAGUUCAGCAAGAAACCUCGAAGAAUUAGAAAAAAUUGAAAAAACAGUGAGAAGCUGUUUCAAGGCAUCAAUGGAUCGGACUAUUAAUCGUAUAAAGGAAAGUACACUUGCUAGAAUACGUGCAUCAAUGUAA